Messenger RNA from Gadus morhua (Atlantic cod), 853 nucleotides. RefSeq names its product TP53 regulated inhibitor of apoptosis 1 (gene triap1). The record is from RefSeq and is a predicted model, not a curated record. Gene Ontology annotation, molecular function: phosphatidic acid transfer activity. The transcript has a single exon. Gene Ontology annotation, cellular component: nucleus; mitochondrial intermembrane space; cytosol. The coding region runs from base 99 to 371 and encodes 90 amino acids. Lineage: Eukaryota; Metazoa; Chordata; Actinopteri; Gadiformes; Gadidae. Gene Ontology annotation, biological process: phospholipid translocation.
AAAGUGCUCAAGGGGCAGCACGGAAGUGAGUGUGAGGUUGGAGGUUAGCAGCGAAACUACCCAUUUACCUUGAGAUAUCAGGUAAUAUUCAGUGAUAUAUGAUAUAUAUUAUUCACAUAUAUAUUAACUAUAACAACCCGCCAGACAUGAACAGUGUGGGGGAAGCGUGCACGGAGCUGAAGCGGGAGUACGACCAGUGUUUUAACCGAUGGUUCGCGGAGAGCUUCUUGAAGGGAGAACGAAGCGGGGAGCCGUGCGGGGACAGCUUCAAGCGGUACCAGCUGUGCGUGCAGCGGGCCAUUAAGGAGAAGGACAUCCCGGUGGACGGAGUGGACUUCAUGGGACCCAACAAAGACAAGCCUGAGAGCUGAACUGCUGCAGCCUUUUCUAACCGCGCAUGCGCAACAUGCUUCGCCAUACAAUGAGACUAUUUCUUCUACAUUCUGCCCACCGCAACAUGCGUUACAAUUAUAUCGUUUGGUGCUGGUGUGAAAGACUAAUCCCGCCAAACUGCAGGGAGAUGACAACAUGUGUGUAACACCAUUCAUAUCUGUAUCGUAAUGUUUUACAAGGAGGAGGACACCAACAUAACUGGAGCCUGAGGGACUUAUCAGAACACUGACUUAAAUGUUCCGUUUUGAGCUCGAAGAGGGGUCAGGGUCAGAUUGAUGUCUCCUUUAGGUAGAUGGGGUGUCUCCUAAAGGAGGAGGUCACUGCUCUGAGCCUCCUUGGAAUGGAUAAUAAGUGUGUUCCUAAGUUGGAGGGACAGUCUGCAGUCUGGCAUCAUUAAACCAUCCGUCAGAAGCUUCCGUGUUGUGGUCAAAUUUUAAUAAAGCCUUGCUAUGAGUUUGUC